CGGUUUCACUGCUCACAACGGCUGCCAGCCAUGACAGCCUCAGGUUGAGUGGGUGGGUGGGCGGACGUCGAUAUUGGCCGUGCGAGCGAGAGGACAAAACCUGACCGGAGCCGUCCACCAAGUACUAAGCGCAUGGCAACAAGCCUCCACUGUAGAGGUAGGAGCCCGCGAGCCAGUACCCAAACAGCACCACCACGAAGCACCACCAGGGAGCACCACCCAGAUGGGUCGGAUCAAAACAAGUACCACAACCCUUUCCCUCUUCCCUGCUGCCGGGACUGGAUCUGGGACUGGCGGCCACUGUUCUUGACACCCCGGGCCCAAUCCAUCAUCCAUCCAGCAAAUUCGUGUGCACCUUGGCCGUCCGGCUGCCCUGCAACUCCAAAAAAGAAGUUGGGUAUGGCAUGGGGAGAGACAAGGGGGGCUUGCUGGCAUUGCAGCCUACCCUGCCUACCCUUCGAUUUGCAACGACCCAUUCACGGUUACUGGCCAGGGUACCUUGACCUACGCCUAUCCAUGCUCCAUCUUGGCCCCAUCUCAAUUGCGCCGUUGCUAAUAAGUCGCACAAAAACCACCUGGUGCCACUGACACCAAAUCUUUGUCGACUGCCCUGGCCGCCGACUAC
This is a messenger RNA of Neurospora tetraspora, 625 nucleotides long. RefSeq lists its product as uncharacterized. Lineage: Eukaryota; Fungi; Ascomycota; Sordariomycetes; Sordariales; Sordariaceae. The coding region runs from base 133 to 588 and encodes 151 amino acids. The transcript has a single exon. The record is from RefSeq and is a predicted model, not a curated record.